Molecule: messenger RNA, 657 nt
Organism: Auanema sp. JU1783
Lineage: Eukaryota; Metazoa; Nematoda; Chromadorea; Rhabditida; Rhabditidae
Source: the annotation of a GenBank genome assembly
AUGGGUGCUAAUUCUGUGACUGAAGUUACUUCUGCUUCCCAAACGGAGACACUCCAGCUCCCAGAUCAUUUGUUCGAAGCGUUGUAUUCUAUGCAGGUCUUCCGUAUGGGCGAGUUUUUCCUCAAGUCUGGGCAAAUGACUCCAAUCUAUAUUGAUCUUCGCAGAAUCAUGAGCCAUCCUAAAACUUUACGCUUGGCUGCUCAAAGUCUCUGUGACAUCAUUAUUUCUCAAGGAUUGAAGGUUGAUUACAUCGUUGGAGUCCCAUAUGCUGCUAUUCCUUUAGCAACAUUAGUAGCUGACAUUAUGGAUAUACCUAUGCUUAUGAAGAGAAAAGAAGUUAAAUCUUACGGAACUAAGAAAAUGAUUGAGGGUGUUUUUACAACUGGUGGACGUGCUAUUCUUAUCGAGGAUGUUGUCACAACUGGUGAGUCCAUUCGAGAAACAGCUGAGGGAAUCCGUGAGGAAGGUCUAGAGGUCGUUGACGCUAUAGCAGUUUUGGACCGCCAGCAAGGAGCAACAGUUCAACUGAAGAAAGCAGGAAUAAACUUUUAUAGUGCUCUUACAAUGGAUCUCAUCCUGGACGGUAUGAUUUCCAAAAAUGAAAUCACUAAGGAAAGAAAGUAUGAAAUUAUCGAGCAUUUGUCGAAGCCUUUCUAA